This is a messenger RNA of Planococcus citri (citrus mealybug), 1411 nucleotides long. RefSeq lists its product as uncharacterized. The coding region runs from base 332 to 1312 and encodes 326 amino acids. The record is from RefSeq and is a predicted model, not a curated record. Lineage: Eukaryota; Metazoa; Arthropoda; Insecta; Hemiptera; Pseudococcidae. The transcript has 6 exons.
ACGGUGCGACUGCGUUGUUAUUGAUUGUUUACUCAACGCUUUGAUCAAUUGUGAAAAUGCAUUUAGUGAAACAAAACUCGUAUUUUAUGUUAUUUUACUUAUUCAAUGAUUUAAUUUGAUCUCAAUAUAAAUAAGUAAAUGCCAGAUUUAUCAAAUUAGAUUCGGAUCUUGUUUUUUUUUUUUUAUUUAAAAGUGGCGCAGAAUUAUACAGUAACCUGCUUGUGAAUACAACUUUUUCAUUUAUAUUAUAAGUCAGUAGUGAUAUGAACUGUACUUGGAUUAUGAACAAACGUUUUCUUUUCUCCAAUUUGGAAUAGGUACUACGUCAACAAUGAACAAACAGUUUGAAGUAACCGCUUCAAAUCGAAAAAAUAAGAUUUACGAAUACGAAUCCGUGGAUUUGGCAAAAACAUUUCCAGAAUGGAAAUCGCCUCUUCUUUCUGUUCACUAUAUGUACAUACAAACUUACUUGGAGUUGAUUAACGCGAAGAAAAAAUUAGACGAGAAAGAAAAAGAAGUGGAAUUUUAUAAUACAGAAAUGACGAAUAAAUGGAUAGAAUUGAGGAAAAAGCAAGAAGAUUUUCUGAAUGAUGUGAAAAAUUACAAUACGUUUUUCAUGGAAAAUGAGAAUAAACGUCAAAGGAUUCAGGAGAAAAUGCUAUCCGAAAUAAAAUUUCAAAAAAAAUGUAAACUCGAUAUGCUCGACGCGAAAAAACGAAUUGAAUGUUUGGAUCAACUUGAAAGUGACAUGAAACAUCGGGUCAAUUCCUUGCAACCAUAUCACGAUUACUUGACGGACAUAACAAACAAAACAGAACGUUUCGACGAUGUCAGCGUCCUGAUCAAUUAUUAUGUCUUGCUAAAUUCUGAAACCAAGUUACAAGAAACUUUCAUUGCAAACCUACUUGAAAGUGAACGAUCACAUACUCAAUUGCUAAAAAGUUUGAAAACGAAAAUGAACUCGCUCAAUCAGGAACGUAGUAAAUCUUUGGAGCUUAAAAAAGAUUAUCUGAAUAAAACCAAUGAUCUGAAUGAAUGUGACGAAAGACUGAAUCAAAAAAAGUCUCAAGCAAAUGUCACCGCUUCGGAAAAUAUAUACAUGAAACAAGCCUGCGAUAAUAUUUUUCAAAAAUUAUGUAACUGGAAAAGAAAACGUGCCUUGCAAAUGACCGACAAUGAAAAACUGAUUUUUAUUGAAAAUACAAUUAAUGAAUUGAAAAAUGCAGUGCAGCUAGCUUAUGAAUUAAGCUAUAAAGAUGAUAUUUCCAACAAAACGGACUCUUCUUUUAUAACGCAAAAGAGAUUACUCUGAAGAAGUACUCGCCAAUUAGGUACAUUAUUUUUGUGAUGUGUUAUUUGUUAUUAAAUAAAACUUUAAAAAUGAAAAUACAUUCUGAAUGUUGUCCAGUUA